This is a messenger RNA of Impatiens glandulifera, 571 nucleotides long. RefSeq lists its product as uncharacterized. Bases 179 to 499 code for a protein of 106 amino acids. NCBI's taxonomy places the organism in Eukaryota, Viridiplantae, Streptophyta, Magnoliopsida, Ericales, Balsaminaceae. The record is from RefSeq and is a predicted model, not a curated record. The transcript has 3 exons.
GGUCAAGUUUCUAUUGAAGGAGAAGGAAGGGAUAAGGCGACAAAGGUAGUAAAAUUGAUAUUCAAGUUGCAGGAAUCAGGAAUCAAGACCAUCUCCGGCAUAAACGAUGAGAAAUUCGGUAUUCAGGGUUUAAUUACUAGUACAAAAGGUGUUCUUCGCUCGCCUCCACAGCCCGAGAAUGGCGAUGGCAUUGAAUAACCAUUCAUUUCACAAGAUAUUGUGCAAAAAGAAAGACAAAGACAAGGGUCAGAACUAUCCCUAUAAGGUCAUCGAAGUUACUCCUCCGCCCAAGAAUCUCGGCAUUCGUUGCUUUCCUCCUAACUUGCAGUGUGGUGAGAGUGUGACGAUUGAAGGUCAGACAUACACAAUAUCAGCAGUGACACAUCGGUAUCAGCUUAGAAGAGGAAAGUAUGAACCUAGUGAAAAGAGACUCGAUGUUUUGUCAACUGGCAGAUAUAUCUUGAACUUGUAUCUUCAAAACUUACUUGAUCAAUCUUGACAUCAUUGUAUGUAACUUUCCUGCAUUACCCUAUUUCUUGAAUUGCUAUAAUCAAACAAUUUUCAUUUGUUU